AUGACUGAUAAAGAUUUGGAAUUAUAUAAAUUAUAUCGACCAGAAAGAGUAAUACCGCCGAUGCGUGGUAUCGAUUUAAUUAAAUCAUCACGUUACAGUAAGGGUAUGGCAUUUAAUUUAUACGAGCGGCAAUAUCUCGGCAUCCAUGGUUUAUUACCGCCAGCGUUUAUGACUGAAGAGCAGCAAGCAUAUCGAAUUAUCUCGAAACUUCGAGAACAGCCAAAUGAUUUAGCUCGUUAUGUACAAUUAGAUGGUUUACAAGAUCGUAACGAGAAGCUAUUCUAUCGUGUUGUUUGUGAACAUGUCAAAGAGUUAAUGCCAAUUGUUUAUACACCAACUGUUGGCCUUGCAUGUCAAAAUUUCGGUUAUAUUUAUCGUCAUCCAAAAGGUAUUUAUGUUACUAUUAAUGAUAACAGUAUCAGUAAAAUUCAUCACAUUCUUAGUAAUUGGCCAGAAAAAGAUGUUCGGGCAAUAGUUGUGACAGAUGGGGAGCGAAUCCUUGGGUUGGGUGACCUGGGCACCUACGGCAUGGGUAUUCCGGUAGGUAAACUUGCCCUGUACGUGGCACUUGGCGGUGUGCAACCGCGCUGGUGUCUUCCGGUAUUGCUUGAUGUUGGCACAAAUAAGGAAGAACUUUUACAAGAUCCAUUCUAUAUUGGUUUACGUCGAAAACGUGUCCGUGGGAAGGAAUACGAUUCAUUCAUCGAAAAUUUUAUGAAGGCAUGCGCUAAACGAUUUGGACAGAAAGUUUUGAUACAAUUUGAAGAUUUUGCUAAUGCAAAUGCAUACCGUUUAUUGGAGAAAUUUCGUGAUAAAUAUUGUACAUUUAAUGAUGAUAUACAAGGAACAGCAUCUGUUGUUGUUGCUGGUUUAUUAUCAUGUAACAAAAUUCUACACAAAAAGAUGUCGGAACAAACGUUUGUAUUUUUGGGCGCUGGAGCGGCAGCGACAGGUAUUGCUGACUUAUGUGUAUUACAAAUGCAGCACGAAGGAUUAAGUGAAAUUGAAGCACAUGAAAGGAUUUAUUUAAUGAAUAGUAAAGGUUUAAUAACAAGAAGUAGUCCAAAUUUAAAAGAUGAACAUCAAUUAUAUGCGAAGGAUAUGGAAAGUAUUAAAGAUUUAAUCGAUGUAAUCAAAAAAGUACAACCAACAGGUAUAAUUGGUGUUUCAACCGUAUCAGGCUCAUUUUCGGAAGAAAUAAUUAAAGAAAUGUCAAAGAUUAACGAACAUCCAAUUAUUUUUGCUUUGUCAAAUCCGACAAAUAAAUCGGAAUGUACUGCUGAAGAAGCAUUUACACAUACAAAUGGUAAGGUACUAUUUGCUAGUGGUAGCCCAUUUCCGGAUCUCCGAUUAAACGGUAAAUUAUAUAAACCGGGUCAGGGCAAUAACUCAUACGUAUUUCCUGGUGUAGCUUUGGGUGUCAUAUUAUUUCAAGUACGCCAUAUCGAUGAUGAAUUAUUCUUAAUUGCUGCUCGGCAAAUAGCAGAUAUGGUAACAGCAAAAGAUAUUAAAUUUGGUCGAAUUUAUCCAAAUUUGAAAUAUAUUCGUGAAUGUUCGAUCAAAAUAGCAUUGGCUAUUGCAAAGCAUUGCUAUGCGAAUGGAACAGCUGCGUUAUAUCCGGAACCGGAAGAUUUAGAAAAAUAUAUCCGUUCGCAGAUUUAUUCGGUAGAAUAUGAUGAGCUCAUUGAUGUAACAUAUGAAUGGCCUCAAGAGGAUAUGAAACAUGGAUUUCCGGUUCCGGUUGCAAGACGUGAAUCAGUUGAAGAGUAA
This is a messenger RNA of Brugia pahangi, 1770 nucleotides long. NCBI's taxonomy places the organism in Eukaryota, Metazoa, Nematoda, Chromadorea, Rhabditida, Onchocercidae. The record is from the annotation of a GenBank genome assembly.